CGAAUUUCUUGCUUUCUCUCUUAAUUUUCCAACUAAUUUCCAUCUAAUUCUUUUUUUUAGAGGGGUAUAAAUUUUUUGGCCCUCCUUUCUCAAACAAUUUUUUCCAUCCCCUUAAUCAAUUUUCCCAUAAUUGGUUCUUGCAUUUCUUCAAUUUGACCCUUUUCUCAAAACCUCGAUUUUUCGUUUCGAAACCAUUAAAUCAAAAUUUAAUCAUCUCCAAAAUUCGGAGAUUCGAUAUAGAUAUCAUCUACAUAUAAAAGAAAGUUACGUAAAACAAACAUCAUUGUUUGUUUAUUUGGAGAAAUUUAGUUUAUUAUAAAAAAGAAAGAUGGAUCAAGCCGAGCUUAAACGAGUUUUCCAAAUGUUUGAUCGAAAUGGAGAUGGAAAAAUCACAAAAAAGGAGUUAAACGACUCCCUACAAAAUUUGGGAAUAUACAUCCCAGAUAGAGAGCUUUCUCAAAUGAUCGAAAAAAUCGACGUAAAUAAAGACGGUUUCGUCGACAUGGAAGAAUUUGGAGCAUUAUACCAAACAAUAAUGGACGAAAGGGACGAGGAAGAAGACAUGAGGGAGGCAUUCAACGUGUUCGAUCAAAACGGUGACGGUUUUAUUACCGUUGAGGAAUUAAGAUCGGUUUUACAAUCAUUAGGGUUAAAACAAGGAAGAACAAUUGAUGAUUGUAAGAAGAUGAUUAGCAAAGUGGAUGUUGAUGGUGAUGGAAUGGUUAAUUAUAAAGAGUUUAAGCAAAUGAUGAAAGGUGGUGGAUUUGCUGCUUUAGGUGCAUAGAAGAUUUGAAGUUUUUUCUUCGGAAAAAAAAAAAGCAAAAAAGAAAAGGUAUUGCCGUCAGUCCAGUUAUACUCGUCGUUAUAUGGAAACAAAAAAGUUUAAAAGAUGUAAAACAAGAGGAACAUUUCAAAGGAGAAAUGUGUAUUCCUUAAUAGUGGGGGAUGUAUUGAAUUGGGAAGAGAUCAUAAACUAGUAAGGCCUCUCAAUUAAUUGUAUGAAUUCAUGGAACAAAUGUUGAUUUUUGAUUCUUGUAAGAUUCUAGAUUAUCAAUGUUGAGGUUUUUAUUCACAUUGA
This is a messenger RNA of Spinacia oleracea (spinach), 1078 nucleotides long. RefSeq names its product calmodulin-like protein 3. The coding region runs from base 329 to 784 and encodes 151 amino acids. The record is from RefSeq and is a predicted model, not a curated record. The transcript has a single exon. Lineage: Eukaryota; Viridiplantae; Streptophyta; Magnoliopsida; Caryophyllales; Amaranthaceae. Gene Ontology annotation, molecular function: calcium ion binding.